AUGGAACAUCGCUCGCAUUGGGCAGUGAAGAAGUUGAACUUAGAUUUUGCAAAGGCAGGCAAGGAAAGAAUGCUUCAAUUGAAUAUGCUUGAUGAGUUUAGGCACGAGGCAUUUGAAAAUUCUUCUAUUCUCAAGGAACGUAUGAAGGCGUAUAAUGAUAGGAUGAUUGAAAAGAGAGAGUUUGCUCCGGGUGAAGCGGUGUUGCUUUUCGAUGCCAAGCUCAAGUUAUUCGCCGGAAAAUUAAAGUCCAAAUGGUCGGGGCCAUAUCUUAUUAAAGGGGUGAUGCCAAAUGGAACAUUGGAGUUAUUAGCAGAUGAUGGAAGAAUAUUCAAGGUCAAUGGACAAUAUGUCAAGAGAUUCUACAGUCCGGAUCAGGCGAGGGAAGUGUUCGUGCUCAAAUUGGCCUAA
This is a messenger RNA of Salvia hispanica, 408 nucleotides long. The record is from RefSeq and is a predicted model, not a curated record. Lineage: Eukaryota; Viridiplantae; Streptophyta; Magnoliopsida; Lamiales; Lamiaceae.